AUGACAAUUCCAGGUAUUGCCUUUGGUAUGGCUUUCUAUUUACUUCAAGCCGUUUCUGGAGAAAGUGGAUAUGCACAGAACGGAGACUUUGAAGAUGCGGAACUGGACGACUAUUCCUUCUCCUGUUAUAGUCAGUUGGAAGCAGAUGGGUCUCGGCACUUCCUGACCUGUACUUUUGAUGAUCCAGAAGUGAACAGCACUAAUCUGGGAUUCGAGAUAUGUGGGGCCCUUUUGGGUGUAGGUUGCUUGAGUUUUAGUAAAGUGAAAGAGAUGUAUAUCCUAAAGACAAAGCUAUUCUUACUGAUUGGAGACAGCUGGAUAUGCGUGAAGCUUGGAAGAAAGAAUAUAACCUGCAGAAAAGUGAACAUAGUGAAAAUAGUUAAACCUGAGGCUCCUUUUGACAUAAGAGUCACCUAUCGUGAAGAAGCAAAUGACUUUGUGGUGACAUUUAACACAUCACACUUGCGAAAGUCAUAUGUGAAAGAAUUAAAGCAUGAGGUCGCAUACCGCCAGGAAAAGAGCGAAAAUGAUUGGAGGCAUGUGAACAUAUCCAACACAAAGCUGACGCUCCUACAGAGAAAUCUGCAACCUGAUGCAAUGUAUGAGAUUAAAGUCCGAUCCAUCCCUCAUUCAGACUAUUUUGAAGGCUUCUGGAGCGAAUGGAGUCCCACGUACCACUUCAGAACUCCCGAACCCAACACAUCCCACACAGGGGAGAUGAAUCCUGUCUUACUUGUUAUCAGCUUUCUGAGUUUUUUCUCUGUGAUUCUGAUAGUCAUCUUGGCUGGUGUAUUAUGGAAAAAAAGGAUUAAGCCCAUUAUAUGGCCCAGUCUCCCUGAUCACAAGAAGACACUAGAACAACUGUGCAAGAAACCAAAAAAGAAUUUGAAUGCUAGUUUCAAUCCCGAGAGUUUCCUGGACUGCCAGAUUCAUAAGGUGGAUGGCAUUCAAGCUAGAGAUGAAACAGAAGGUUUUCUGCAAGACGUAUUUUCUUCACAAAUAAAAGAGCCUGAAAAGCAGAGACUUGUGGUGGGUGUGCAAGAGCUCAACUGGCCUUCCCAGCAUGCAGUCACCACCCCAGAAACUUCCAAACGAGGGUCACACUUCCUGUGCCUGACUGAGAAUGUCACCACAUGUGAUGUCUCUGUGCUCCCCACUCCCAGGCCCCCAGACUGCAAGGAAGGAGGCAAGAAUGGGCCUCAGGUAUACCAGGGGCUGCUGAAUGGCCCUGAAACUACCAACAGUGCUGUACCCCCUCCAUUUCCUUUCCAAGUGGGAAUUCUGACCUUGAAUGCUGCUACUCAGGGACAGUUCCUCCUCACGGCCUUGGGACCAAGUCAGGAGGAAGCUUAUGUCACCAUGUCCAGCUUCUACCAAAACCAGUGA
This is a messenger RNA of Condylura cristata (star-nosed mole), 1386 nucleotides long. RefSeq names its product interleukin 7 receptor (gene IL7R). Gene Ontology annotation, molecular function: protein binding; cytokine receptor activity. NCBI's taxonomy places the organism in Eukaryota, Metazoa, Chordata, Mammalia, Eulipotyphla, Talpidae. The record is from RefSeq and is a predicted model, not a curated record. Gene Ontology annotation, biological process: hemopoiesis; cytokine-mediated signaling pathway; positive regulation of receptor signaling pathway via JAK-STAT. The transcript is spliced from 8 exons. Gene Ontology annotation, cellular component: external side of plasma membrane; membrane. Bases 1 to 1386 code for a protein of 461 amino acids.